CAAUCGCCAGUAAAUAAGUUGGUUUCACAAAAUGCUGAAGUGUGGAUUCAUCGUUGUUUUCCUUGUGGCGGCAGCCUUGGGUGAAGAUUCGGUCGUCGACCGCAUCGUCGGCGGCACCAGUGUUAAAAUUGAGAACUUCGGAUGGCAAGUGUCCUUAUUCGAUCGUAAGGGUCACUUUUGCGGUGGUUCUAUAAUCAGCGACGAAUGGGUCUUGACUGCUGCACAUUGCGUAUACGAUUAUUUCUCGCCAAAGCAAUAUGGAGUGCGUGUCGGAAGCAGUUUACGCAACAAAGGUGGAGUCCUUCACAGAAUUUCCAGGGUACACAUUCACCCAGACUACGACACGGUCAGCUACGACAAUGACGUCGCACUCCUGAAAGUUGAAACCAAAUUUAAACUAAACGGCAGGAGCGUUCGCAAAGUUAAAUUGGUUGACGAAGAUCACGAGGUUGAUGAUGGUGCCCGGCUCACCGUCACUGGAUGGGGCAAAUUAAGUGAAUCAGGACCCAAGCCAGUAAAUCUACAAGGAGUAAAAGUGCCUUAUGUGGACCAAGAUACAUGCUCUGACAGCUACGUCUUUGCAGGAAAAGAUAUCACCGAAAACAUGUUGUGUGCCGGAGUUAGAAGAGGUGGCAAGGACUCCUGCCAGGGUGACAGCGGUGGUCCACUUGUGGACGAAAACAAAAAUCUGGUCGGAGUCGUCUCUUGGGGAAAUGGUUGUGCCAGACCAAACAUGCCAGGAGUAUACGCUAAAGUUGCUGCUUCUAGCAUUAGAGAGUUCAUUCGCAAAAAAACUGGUCUUUAAUUUCCUUAUAUGAACAAAUGUUCCACCAAAAAUAUAGUUUAGAUUUUAGUAUAAUAAAUCCUUUGUGAUUCAUGCAAAUAUUUUGUUUUAUUUAUUUAUUUACUUUAUUCGAACGAAUGUAUAAAGUGAAUUAACAAUAAAAAUGUUAGUGUUGCCAA
Molecule: messenger RNA, 963 nt
Organism: Ctenocephalides felis (cat flea)
Lineage: Eukaryota; Metazoa; Arthropoda; Insecta; Siphonaptera; Pulicidae
Product: trypsin-4-like
Exons: 5
Coding region: 32-805 (257 amino acids)
Biological process (GO): proteolysis
Molecular function (GO): serine-type endopeptidase activity
Source: RefSeq, a predicted model, not a curated record